Molecule: messenger RNA, 5026 nt
Organism: Polypterus senegalus (gray bichir)
Lineage: Eukaryota; Metazoa; Chordata; Cladistia; Polypteriformes; Polypteridae
Gene: aldh16a1
Product: aldehyde dehydrogenase 16 family, member A1
Exons: 16
Coding region: 52-2520 (822 amino acids)
Molecular function (GO): oxidoreductase activity, acting on the aldehyde or oxo group of donors, NAD or NADP as acceptor
Source: RefSeq, a predicted model, not a curated record
CAGUCAGUCGGUCCUAGUGUGCUCACAGUAGACAGGCGUGUGUUUACGGAAAUGGCAGGCAGUGUCGCGACAAGCACAUCUCGCAUCAGUGAUAUUUUUGAGACGAUGGAGUACGGAACGGCGCCUGAAGACCCCAGCUUUGCUCAGGCUUGGUUGGAGAAACAUGGACGAAGUUUUGGUCACUUUAUUGAUGGGAUUUGGGUAAAACCUGAAGGGAGAAAGACAUAUACUACAACUAACCCAGCCAAUGGAGAAGCUUUGGCUUGCACACUUCAAGGAGAGUUAGAUGAUGUCAAUCAAGCUGUGACCGCAGCUCGCAAGGCCUUUAAGUGCUGGAGCACACUGUCAUGCCAUGUUCGGGCACGGCACCUAUACAACCUUGCUCGAACAAUACAGAAACACCAACGACUUUUCAGUGUAAUUGAGACAUUGGAUAAUGGGAAGCCAAUUCGUGAAAGUCGAGAUUUUGAUAUACCUACAGUGGUGCGUCAUGUGUAUCAUCAUGCUGGAUGGGCAGAGCUUCGGGACAGUGAAUUGAAUGGCUGGUCUCCUUUGGGUGUUGUUGGUGCUAUUGUUCCUUGGAACUUUCCCUUGAUGCUUUUAAUCUGGAAAGUAUGUCCAGCACUGGCUAUGGGUAACACUGUUGUCUUGAAGCCUGCCACUCUUACCCGUUUGUCUUCCCUUCUGUUUGCUGAGAUCUGUGCUGAGGCAGGGCUACCACCUGGGGUGCUUAAUGUUGUCACAGGUAGUGGAGAAUUAGGAUCGCAGCUGGCCCAGCACCCAGAUGUAGACAAAGUUGCUUUUACAGGAUCCACUGAGGUUGGUCGAGUACUCCGCAGAGUAACUGCUGGAUCUGGCAAAGCACUGUCUCUGGAACUUGGUGGCAAGUCGCCUUUUAUUGUCUUUGACUCUGCAGAUCUGGAUAGUGCUGUGGAAGGACUGGUGGAUGCAAUAUGGUUCAACCAAGGUCAAGUGUGCAGUGCAGGUUCAGUUCUUCUGGCUCAGGAGUCAGUCUGGGAGAUUCUGAUUAUGCGCCUUAAAACAAGAAUGGUCAAGCUUCAUCUUGGCUCUGGCAUUGAAAAAAGUGUUGAUAUGGGACCUUUAGUGGAUGAGACACAGAGGAAGACUGUAGAAAGUAUGGUGAAGGAAGCACAAGCUGAAGGAGCACAAGUGUAUCAGAUCUGGGAAGGCUUGCCUAGUAGCGGUCCUUAUUAUCCACCAACCUUGAUUACAGGCUUGAGCACUACAUCUCGCUGUGUAAUGGAGGAGAUUUUUGGCCCUGUUUUGGUAGCAUUGCCAUUUAGAACAGCAAAAGAAGCUAUUGCUCUUGGCAAUAACACACGCUAUGGAUUGUCUGCUAGCGUCUGGACAGAAAAUGUUUCUCUGGCCUUUGAAGUGGCUUCCAGUCUGCAGGCUGGCACUGUCUGGAUUAAUGCACACAACUUGUUUGAUGCUGCUUCAGGAUUUGGCGGAGUUAAAGAAAGUGGCUAUGGGAGAGAUGGAGGGAAAGAGGGCCUCUUUGAAUUUGUUCGACCAACUUGGGCUGUGAGAGCAAAGCCCAUGCUACAGGCAGAGGGAAAUUUAGAGAAGUUUGGUUCAUCUUUUGACAAACCCCCAAUACCCACAGGAAAAAAUCAAGAAGUGUCAGGAACUCCAAGUGUUGAUCGUUCUUACAAGCUGUACAUUGGUGGUGUGCAAUGCCGCCCUGAUUCAGGAUACUCCCGUCCCGUUGUGUCUGCAUCAGAUGGUUCCGUCUUGGCCUAUAUUCCUGAUGGUGGCAGGAAGGACAUUCGAAAUGCAGUAGAGUCUGCCAACAAAGCCCUGUCUGGCUGGCAGAAGAAGGGCCCACAUGUUCGUGCACAGAUACUCUACUACCUGGCAGAGAACCUUGAGCAAAGAGUAGAUGAGUUUAGCCGUGCACUCAGUAUCCAGUCUUCUAUGCCUAAAGAAGAAGCACAGAAAGAAGUUGACCUCAGUGUAGCAAGACUCUUUCACUGGGCAGCACUGUGUGAUAAAUUUGGAGGCACAAUUCAGGAGACACCUAUCCAUGGCUUCACUCUUUGUUGCAGGGAGCCAGUUGGGGUCAUAGGAAUCAUCUGUCCAGAUGAGAAGCCUUUGCUGUCUUUCAUCAGCCUCAUGGGAGCGGCAAUUGCCCGUGGCAAUACAACUGUAAUGGUGCCAAGUGGCAAAAAUCCUCUGCCAGCUCUUGCUUUGUACCAGGUCUUGGAAACAUCUGACCUCCCGGGAGGUGUGGUUAACAUUGUGUGUGGAGAAGUAGACCAGUUAACCAGGCACCUUACUCUGCAUAGUAACGUCCAGUCUGUUUGGUACUUUGGAACAGAGGAGGGCUCCCGGUUUGUGGAGUGGGGCUCAGCAGAAAAUCUAAAGCGUACAUGGGUAAACAAUGGUGUCACCCGUGACUGGAACUCAGCCACUCAGGGUAGUGGUGAAGAAUUUCUGCUACACGCGACGCAGUGCAAAAAUGUCUGGCUGCCAGGUGGCGAGAUCUUUGCCAACUAGUUCUUACCAGUGUUCUUCAAUUACUUGUAAGAACUGCCCCAGUAGUCUACAGAAUCUAAUUACACUCUAUUGCAACCCCACUGAAAAAGCUGCCAUAGGACUAAGAAUAAUAACCAAUACCUUUAGAAUUGUUCCUAGAAAGUGAGCCAUUCCUUGUAGAGCUUGAUUUAUUUCUGAAUUCUUUUUGUUUAAAAAAGAAUUUGUUCUCAAUUGCUAAAAAAUAAUAAUUUGUUUUACAUGUGCAUUUUAUAAGGUUAUUCUGAGAUGAAACAAAUGUUUUAGACUGCUUACUUAAAAGCAUUUUUCUUCACAGUGAACACUUAUUCUCCAUAAGUUUAGCAUGUGGUGACCUACAUUCAGCUCUGUUUCUGUGUUUUGAUGUGGUGUGUGUGUUUUUUCUGUACUGGUUUUGCACAGCUUUGUUUUACUUUCAGUGUCUUGUGGUUCAGUUUUCUUCAGAAGCAGCAUGCUAGAGUGUUACCUGGAAGACAAACCAUAGAUAGCUUAUUCAGGCGUACAUCAAUUGGUGUAAAUUGCUGCCUAGCCUGCUGUCUCUCGACAGAAGAGGUAGCAUGAGUAAUAAAUGCUUGAAAAGAGGAGAAGUGAUGAGAAGAAUGCUCAAUUAUAACAUGGGCUAACCCCAGUCAUUAGAUUUUAUUUGCUUAUUUCUGCAACUGUUCAAACUGUUAGCAGCCAAAUGUGUAUUUGGUUGUAUCCUAAUGGUGCUUUUAGCAGUACUAAAGGUAAGCCAUAAUGGGUUAAAAAAACUACCUCUUUGAAGUCUAUGACAUCAAACCAAAGUGCGAUUUUAAUUGAGCAGUGACAUAGGGGAUUGAUUGUGUCACACACUGUAUUUCCGAUAUUCUAAUUUAUAUGGUUUUGUAGGCUAAAAUUCAAAGGCAUGUAAUACUCAUAAAGAAAAUAACCAAGUGUCCAUGGUAUAUUAUCUCUUUGCCAUCAUUUAUCUUGGAGAAAGCAUUUAAACUGUGUACAGUUUUCUAAAUUAUGUAGUGUAAGAAUCUAUAGUGGUCUAACGUUUCAUCAAGUUAAAAACAAAGUCAUUUUUUUUAUAUUGAAAACUCUCUAUAUGUGUGCAUAUUAACGUGUUAUGUAUAGUAAUACAUGUAUAGUAUAGUUUAGACCCUUAGAUCUGGUGACAUCUUUAAACAGUGCACAGAUUAACAGAAUAGGUUUAAAAUUAAUUUCAAGAUAUUACUGAGCCUUUUAUUCAUUUGUCUAGUUUGUUUUGAACUUGCUGCGUGUAACAUUAAGUGCAAUCCUAGACUUGUUUUAGCAAAUUGGCAGUUUUUUUUUCUUUCAAAGGUGUGGAUUUUUUUUUUUCUGACAUAUUUUUUUAGUGCCCCCCUACCUAAUCAAUAAAACGAAGCAGCAUUUAAAUCCUAAAGAAAAUGAAAUUUCCAAUAGGUGUUGUUCAUACCUAAAAUUAAUUUUGUACCUUAGAGAUCAUUUAAAGACAGUAUUUUUUUUCAGUGUAACAUUCUCCAUCCUGCUUAAUCAAAUUCACAGAUCCAGUGUCCUGCAUCCAAGACCCUCCUCACUGUCAUGGUCUUUAUUCUGUUUGCACAUUCAACAACGGCAACAGUAAUGUAUUUCUUAUACAGUAUAGCCCAAAAUCACACAAGGAAUGCCUCGAUUGUCUUUAACAUGUCCUGUUUUUUGACACCCCCUCCGCAUAGCCUUGAGAAGACAAGAGAAAACUCCUUCAAAUAAAACACUUGUAGGGAAUAAAAUGGAAGUACCCUAGAGAAAAGCAAUUCAGAGAGACACUCCCUUCCAGGUAGGUUGGGCGUGCAGUGGAUGUCAUAAAAUGGGGUAAAUACUGUACAACACAUAAAACAGGACACAAGUGUUCUAAAUGUUAUUGUGUAGGUUUCCUCCCAUGUCCUAAAAGACAAGUUUAGCAAGCUAACUGCCAAUUCUAAAUUUGUAUAUCACGGGUGUAGGUGUGAAUGUGAAGUGUGUGUAUACUGUAUACAUGUGCUUAAGUGGACCCUGUGAUGAACUGCUGCUACUGUGUUGAACCCCAUCAGAGUUCCUAUAUAGAAAUUAAACUAAACCAUGGAGCAGUGCCCUUCAUGAUAUGUUGGUUCAUCUCACCAUCCAUCUAAUCUCAGCAACUUGGGCAAAAAAAUGACCUGACAGCAUUUGAGGGAAAAACUGUAAACGUGCACAAAGAGAAUACCAAACACUUCACAUCCAGUAGGUACUCGGCCCAAAAUAAUGACGGUACAAUAAGCAAAAGGAAGCUGAGGGUAAUAAGUUGUGGGAAUCUGACACCAUCAUUAAGGGAAAAUCACAUUUAAAUAGAACCAGACAAUAAUGUAAAGAUGUUUCAGCAUAUUGUACACUUGGUCAUGUUGCAUUUAUCCUGUUUAAUUCUUUGUACUCUGUUAAUAUGAUUACAACAUAACAUGAUUAUUGAGGUUCUAACAUUUUUCUGUGUAAACCUUAAAUAUUAAAUUAAUCCACAAAUAUUUUUAUCACC